Oppiella nova is the source of this 501-nucleotide messenger RNA. Lineage: Eukaryota; Metazoa; Arthropoda; Arachnida; Sarcoptiformes; Oppiidae. The record is from the annotation of a GenBank genome assembly.
AUGGCGAGUCAGUCGACUCUUAUUCUUCGCAAACAACUCAAUGACCUGAAGAAGAAUCCGGUCGACGGGUUCAGCGCCGGACUCGUGGAUGAGAACAACCUGUAUAAGUGGGAAGUGAUGAUCGUUGGCCCCCCGGACACCCUAUACGAGGGCGGAAUGUUCAGAGCUGUGCUCGACUUCCCGGACGACUUCCCGCAGAAGCCGCCUCGGAUGCGCUUCACGGGUGACAUCUGGCACCCAAACAUCCAUCUGACGGGUGAGGUCUGCAUCUCAAUCCUACACCAACCCGGAGAAGACACCUUUGGCUACGAGAAGGCCAGCGAGCGCUGGACACCCGUCCACACCGUCGAAACUAUACUCCUGUCCGUCAUAUCGCUGCUGUCAGACCCCAACGACGACUCCCCGGCCAAUGUGGACGCAGCCAAACAGUUCAGACACGACUACCAGGCCUUCAAGAAGCGGGUGUCGCUGUGCGUCAAGAAAAGUCAGGAAAUGGCAUGA